GAGUGUACCGGGACAUGUAGACCAGCCAAAGGCAACAGGGAAAGCAACAGCAUCAAUUCAGCCGGGAUCCUACAAGCCGUUUUCACAGAAAAGCCAAGGGUUUAAUCAUGUGUGGGAUUUUUGCUUACCUGAACUACCAAGUGCCUCGCACCAGAAAGGAGAUAUUUGAGACGCUGGUGAGGGGACUGCAGAGGCUGGAGUACAGAGGGUACGAUUCAGCAGGUAUUGCCGUGGACGGUCCGAAAAAGACAACCACUGACCUCAACAACAACACGAUCUGCUUGAUCAAGAAGAAAGGGAAAGUGAAGGCUUUGGAUGAGGAGUUAUACAAAAAAGACUCACUUGACCUGGAUGCAGAGCUGUGCACGCACUUCGGCCUGGCUCACACUCGCUGGGCCACACACGGAGAGCCCAGCGCCGUCAACAGCCACCCUCAUCGCUCGGACAAGGACAAUGAGUUUGUCGUCAUCCACAAUGGCAUCAUAACCAACUACAAAGAGCUGAAGGAGUACCUGAUCACCAAAGGAUAUGAGUUUGAGUCAGAUACGGACACAGAGGUGAUCCCAAAACUGAUCAAAUAUGUUUACGACAAUCGAGAGAGCGACACCAUCCCCUUCUCCAUGCUGGUAGAGAGGGUCAUCCAACAGCUGGAGGGGGCCUUCGCUCUGGUCUUUAAAAGCCGUCAUUUCCCUGAAGAGGCUGUCUCUACCAGGAGAGGAAGUCCACUGCUCAUUGGUGUGCGAAGCAAGCACGAGCUGCCGACUGAACACAUCCCUAUCCAGUACAACACCGCUCAUUUCAAAGAGGCCGUUCAAGAGAAGAACAGCCACAACCGACCUGACUCAACCAAUGCCAUCAACUCCGUUGGCGAUGGUAGACCUGUGGAGUAUUACUUUGCGUCAGACGCAAGUGCCAUUAUUGAGCACACCAACAAAGUGCUGUAUCUGGAGGAUGAUGACAUUGCAGCUGUGAGCAGAGGGAGGCUCUCAAUCCACAGGAUAAACCGGCAGGCUGGUGAAGACCCAGUGAGAGCGAUUCAGACUCUGCAAAUGGAGCUGCAGCAGAUCAUGAAAGGAAACUAUGAUGCCUUCAUGCAGAAGGAGAUCUUUGAGCAGCCAGAGUCGGUGGUCAACACCAUGAGAGGUCGGAUUUGUUUUGACUCCAACACAGUGGUCCUUGGAGGACUGAAGGACCACCUGAAGGAGAUUAAACGUUGCCGACGGCUAAUCAUGAUCGGCUGUGGCACCAGUUUCCACGCGGCAGUCGCUACCAGACAGCUCCUGGAGGAGCUGACAGAACUGCCAGUCAUGGUGGAGCUGGCGAGCGACUUCCUGGACCGCAACACGCCCGUUUUCAGAGAUGACGUUUGCUUCUUUAUCAGCCAGUCAGGAGAGACAGCCGACACCCUGAUGGCACUGCGUUACUGCAAAGACCGUGGCGCCCUAACGGCUGGUGUAACCAACACUGUGGGGAGCUCCAUUUGUAGAGAAACUGACUGUGGAGUCCACAUUAACGCUGGGCCAGAGAUAGGAGUGGCUAGCACCAAGGCUUACACAAGUCAGUUUGUGGCGAUAAUCAUGUUUGGCCUGAUGAUGAGUGAGGACAGACUCUCCCUACAGAAGAGAAGACUGGAGAUCAUCAAUGGCCUCAAGGUGUUACCUGAACUGAUAAAGAAGGUUUUGUCAUUGAAUGAGAAGAUUAAGGCCAUUGCCAGUGAACUCCGUGAGCAAAGGUCCCUUCUGGUUAUGGGUCGGGGUUACAACUAUGCUACCUGCCUUGAGGGAGCGCUGAAAAUUAAGGAGAUCACAUACAUGCACUCUGAGGGCAUCAUGGCUGGAGAGCUUAAGCACGGUCCUCUGGCUCUCAUUGACAAGCACAUGCCUGUCAUCAUGAUCAUCAUGCGUGACGCCUGCUACACUAAGUGUCAGAAUGCUCUGCAGCAAGUCACUGCGAGAUCGGGUCGGCCGAUUGUCAUCUGUUGCCAGGACGAUGCGGAGGUGACCGAGAACGCUUACCAGAGAAUUGAGCUGCCACAGACUGUGGACUGCCUGCAGGGCAUCCUCAGCGUCAUCCCCCUGCAACUGCUGUCCUUCCACCUGGCGGUUCAGAGAGGAUACGAUGUUGAUUGUCCAAGAAACUUGGCCAAGUCUCUAGGAAGCAGGGAAAAGUCUGUCAGCCGUGACAGCCGGGCCGUCGGUUCUUCUGAACUUUCAGAAGUUAUAGAAGGACCUGGAAGACGGGGGGAGGUGUUCUGUCUGUGUUUUGGAUGCAUGGGAGCUCCCUGGGAGCGGCGACGGGAGACGACAGCGCUGGUGGUCCUGACUGUGGGGGACUCCACCUUCACUGUUCUCAAGCGCUACCAGCAGCUUCGUGCCAUCGGCUCAGGGGCCCAAGGCAUCGUCUGCUCCGCCCUAGACACAGUCCUGGGCAUACCUGUGGCAGUGAAAAAGCUGUGUCGGCCCUUUCAGAACCAGACCCAUGCAAAGCGGGCCUACAGGGAGCUGGUGCUGCUCAAAUGUGUCAACCACAAAAAUAUCAUCCGUCUGAUCAAUGUCUUCACGCCUCAGAAGUCUCUGGAGGAGUUCCAGGAUCUGUAUCUGGUUAUGGAGUUGAUGGAUGCCAGCCUGUGCCAGGUGAUCCACAUGGACCUGGACCAUGAGAGAAUGUCCUACCUGCUCUACCAGAUUCUUUGUGGCAUCAGGCACCUGCACUCAGCUGGGAUCAUCCAUAGGGAUCUGAAGCCCAGUAACAUUGUGGUCAAGUCAGAUUGUACUCUGAAGAUCUUGGAUUUCGGCCUGGCAAGGACGGCCUGCACUAACUUCAUGAUGACCCCAUACGUGGUAACCAGAUACUACCGAGCCCCGGAGGUGAUUCUGGGCAUGAAGUAUAAGGAGAACGUGGACAUCUGGUCAGUAGGGUGCAUCAUGGGAGAGAUGGUAAAAGGCAGCGUCAUCUUCCAAGGCACCGAUCACAUCGACCAGUGGAACAAGGUGAUUGAGAUUCUGGGCACGCCCAGUCUGGAGUUUAUGAACCGACUGAUGGAAACCGUAAGGAACUAUGUGAUGAACAAGCCACAGUACCCAGGCGUCAGCUUUGCAGAGCUUUUCCCAGACUGGGCUUUUCCUUCUGAGUCAGAACAUGACAAACUGAAGACAGGUCAAGCACGGGACUUGCUCUCCAAAAUGCUGGUCAUUGAUCCUGAAUGCCGCAUCUCUGUAGAAGAAGCCCUCAACCACCCCUACAUCCACGUGUGGUACGACCCCGCAGAGGCAGACGCGCCUCCUCCCCAGAUUUCAGAUAAGCAGCUGGAAGAGAGAGAGCACAGCAUUGAGCAAUGGAAAGAGCUUAUUUAUGAAGAGGUGAUUGACUGGGAGGAGAGGAACAAGAAUGGUUUAAUGAAAGAAGAUUGUUCAGAUGUGGUGUCAGGUUCAGCCUCCCAGUCCUCCUCUGCCAACGACAUCUCCUCCAUGUCCACAGAGCAAACCUUAGCGUCAGACACAGACAGCAGCAGCAUCGACACGCUGACAGGACCGCUGGACGAGAGUCAGUGAACGUUCUCUCACCGGCUCCAGUCCUCUCCCCCUUUUACCAUGUCCAAUAUCCGUCUGGCAACAGCAAAUUCCCCUUGUGUAGGCUGUUUGUUUUUUUCACCGUUCUGUUCAAACCUCAAUAUGCAGGUCUAUUUUUCUAUUUUCUUUCACUGUGUGAUGUGGUGGAUCCCGGUGAGCUUCUUUGAAAACUCAAUUUAGGACUGCUGCUUAAAGGUCGAAGCUAAAUGCGCCAUCUGUUGUGUCCAGAGGUUUGUUCUCUUCUUCAUGGAUAGUCUUGAUCAUGUACACCGUGUACAGCGUAUGCACCCACAUUGAUUUUCAGGUCACCAGAUAUAGGUGGUGGUGGGGGGGGGGUCGGUGUCCUUAGUCUGCGUCAAUGUAUUUUAGUGGGUUUAUUGUAUUUUAUUCUUUUUUUGUUAGUUUGUUUUCAGGAAUCAUUCAGUUGAGAUGAGACUUUAUCAUAAUAUUAGAGCAGACGCACACUCAUCAUAGAUCACAGUUGCUAGGUGCCCUUGUGCAUGUUAGACCAAAAAGAACAAAAGCUUGACAGCAUCCAAUGAUCAAAGGCCGAUAUGAAGUGUGAGUGAAUCUCUAGCACGCUUGAAUUAUUGCAGAUAUCCACGGUGGUGCUUUCUGCAUGGUGUUUUUUUUCCUUGUGUUUUAAAAAAAAAAAGUUUUUAUUAAUUGGCAUGAGUGAUGUGGAUUUUGAGCUUUUACUCCUGACAGCAAGGUAAGCUGUGUUUGCAGUGUUACAGUUUUAUUUCCUGAAAUAGCGUACUGUAUGUAAAGAUGUCAAGAUAUGACCCUCAGUAGUUGUUGUAGACCUUUUCCUUACAAAUAGAUAAGGUGUGCUCGUUGUGUCAAGACAAAUAUCUGUAAGAACCUUAUAUAGAUGUAUAUCUCAAUCACCCCCAUUUGACUUAAGGUACGGAAUGUCAGUGCUGAUCAGAUCAUAAGCCUAGAAAUCGGAAAGUGGCAUAAUGGCACGUGUAUUUGUUAGUUUGUUUUUGCAAAAUGUUGCACACAAAACCGCACUGAAGCCCGUGAAAAUUCAGCCUCACACGAAAGCCUUUCAUUGGCAAAUAAAAGCACGGGCUGCUCCUUUUCUAAACCAUUCCAUUAGAGCUGGCAAAGUCACGAUUUAAUCCUGAAAUCAGACAACAUGUCGAGGACAUGUGAGAGGCAGUAAAACACAGCAGUCAUGUUUAACCCGCAUGAAGUCUCCACGAGGAUUCGAUGCCAUAGGUUUUGUUAUAAGGAGAUAUCCGUUCAGGUUUGCUCUCUCACUUUUAGUACCUUGAUGCUCUCAGUUCUCAGAGCCUGACUGAAAAACUAUGUAUAUUUUGCCUUGUAAGCCUCUGUGUGUAUAUGAUAUCAAAAUGUACUGUGCAGCACUCUUUUUUUUUUUUUUUU
Menidia menidia (Atlantic silverside) is the source of this 4964-nucleotide messenger RNA. The record is from the annotation of a GenBank genome assembly. Lineage: Eukaryota; Metazoa; Chordata; Actinopteri; Atheriniformes; Atherinopsidae.